Molecule: messenger RNA, 1746 nt
Organism: Nanorana parkeri
Lineage: Eukaryota; Metazoa; Chordata; Amphibia; Anura; Dicroglossidae
Gene: DBR1
Product: debranching RNA lariats 1
Exons: 8
Coding region: 59-1642 (527 amino acids)
Biological process (GO): mRNA splicing, via spliceosome
Cellular component (GO): nucleus
Molecular function (GO): RNA lariat debranching enzyme activity
Source: RefSeq, a predicted model, not a curated record
GAGAGUAUAAAGAACCAUUUGUCUCUGAGCACGAAGUUGUGACCACACGACAGCAGCCAUGAAGAUUGCAGUGGAAGGGUGCUGUCAUGGGGAGCUCGAUAAGAUCUAUGAGACUAUCCAAUACCUGGAGAAGAAAGACAACACUAAAGUUGAUCUCCUGCUCUGCUGCGGUGACUUCCAGGCAGUGAGGAAUGAGGGGGACAUGAAAUGCAUGGCCGUGCCCCCAAAGUAUCGUCAGAUGCAGACGUUUUACAAAUAUUACUCUGGGGAGAAGAAGGCUCCAAUACUUACAAUCUUCAUUGGAGGAAAUCAUGAGGCGUCGAAUUACCUCCAAGAGUUACCUUAUGGAGGCUGGGUUGCACCAAAUAUUUACUACCUGGGAUAUGCCGGGGUAGUGAAAUAUCGAGGCAUCAGAAUUGGAGGCAUUUCUGGAAUCUUCAAACAUCAUGAUUAUAGAAAAGGUCAUUUUGAACACCCUCCAUAUACCAAAGAUACAAUUAGAAGUGCUUACCAUGUGCGGAACAUAGAAGUCUAUAAACUCAAACAGAUUAAAGAGCCUAUGGAUGUCUUCUUGUCUCAUGACUGGCCCCGUAGCAUCUAUCACUAUGGAAACAAGAAACAGCUGCUGAAGAAAAAAGACUUUUUUAGACAGGAAGUAGAAAACAACACUCUGGGAAGCCCAGCAGCUGCUGAACUCCUCCACCAUCUGCAGCCAUCAUACUGGUUUUCUGCUCACCUGCACGUCAAAUUUGCUGCUUUCAUGCAACACCAAAAUAAAGUAGAAGGAGAGCUACCCAAAGCAACCAAAUUCUUGGCACUGGAUAAGUGCUUGCCACAUCGGGAAUUUCUCCAGAUUGUUGAAGUGAAACAUGAUCCUAGCAAACCUGACAGCUUGGAGUAUGAUCUUGAAUGGAUGUGUAUCCUAAAAGCAACUAAAGAGCUUCUUAAUGUAACUUCAAAUACAUGGAACAUGCCUGAGAACAAUGGUCUACACAGCAGGUGGGAUUACAAGGCUACUGAACAGAUGAAGCAAGAAGUCUUGAAAGAUUUAGGCAAUGACCUUACUAUUCCAUGCAACUUCAGUGUCACCAUUCCUUGUUAUGACCCAAACAAUCCUCAGCACAAGAGAGUAGCCUCUCACACGGUUAACCCUCAAACCACAGAGUUCUGUGCUCGUUUUGGUCUUAUUGACCUCAAUGCUAAAGUCGGACAACUAGAUGAUGAGGGUGGAGAGUUUGAUGCUGCAGAAGAUAAUGACGCAGAGAGCAGCGGAUCGAUGGAAGAUCCCAGUGAAUACAGCACUGACACUUCUCUCCUCUCCUCCUCAAUUAAUCCCGAUGAGAUCACUCUGGAUGAGGAGGAUGAUGAAGACGUCUCUGUGCGGUCCACGGAGCCCCCUCCAGAAUAUUCCCCAAGCUUCUCUAAUAUGCGUGUCCUGCCGGAUUCCAUGGCUGUUUCUUCAGAUGAUGCCAUGGAUUCAACGAAUGAUGAACAGGAACGUUCAGAGAGCAGUCAGACGGAAGGGGAAGGAAAGAACCCAGAGAGGCAACUUAAGAGACUGAGUGAUGAGAACGGACGGGGCACUGUAAGGAUUAAGAGGAGAAACCAGGCCAUCUACACAGCUCAGGAUGAAGUGGAGUAGCCAAAUAGGCACUUUCCUUGGAUUGUGGACUAUAUGGACUGUCAAGACUUGCUGGCAGCGUCUCUGGCAUAGGGGCUGUGUUGUAGCGAACUUCAAAUUUAUUU